AUGCAUUCUCCCCUCGCUUGGCCGGGCCCACAGCCCACGCUUGCGAGGAUUCGCGCGUACCGAUCCUACCUCACGAUCCUCCCACGGGACGACCGCUCGGCAGUCGUCCACCUCCUUGCGGGCUGCCACCCCUAUCAUAUCGAAACUGGACGCCAUACCGUACCCUACACUGUCAGAGAGGUCCGCCUCUGCCGCUUCUGUGCACGCGACGCCGUGGAGACGGAGCUCCAUGUCCCCCCCGGCUGCGACGGGACGGCCAUCUCCGAGGCUCGAGAUGAGUACCUAGUGGCGCUGGAGGAACGACAGCCGCGCAUAUACCACGUCUGGGUUGAAUCGGAGGGCGACGAGGCGUUCCUGGCGGCGUGGCUGGCGGCCGACGAGGUGGUCCCCCUUCUGGGCAUGCGGGUCCGCUGGACUUUUGAGCAGUGCGCGGCGAUCCAGCCGCGACGUCGCGUCCCGGACGGGAACUAG
This is a messenger RNA of Epithele typhae, 471 nucleotides long. RefSeq lists its product as uncharacterized. Bases 1 to 471 code for a protein of 156 amino acids. The transcript has a single exon. Lineage: Eukaryota; Fungi; Basidiomycota; Agaricomycetes; Polyporales; Epitheliaceae. The record is from RefSeq and is a predicted model, not a curated record.